Molecule: messenger RNA, 1262 nt
Organism: Lingula anatina
Lineage: Eukaryota; Metazoa; Brachiopoda; Lingulata; Lingulida; Lingulidae
Product: N-acetylglucosamine transporter UNC93A
Source: RefSeq, a predicted model, not a curated record
CGGAAAUGGCACUCAUCCACUCAGGGAAUAGUUUCUCGGACUAUGAUGAAGAGAGCCCCGAGAACUCUGCACUCUUAGUGGGCCAGAAGAGCCGGGAGAAGGAGACGCGUUGGGGACCUGUCAUCCAACUGGUUAUCCUCUCGGUGGCUUACAUGUUAGGCUACGCACCCCACACGGCGCUCAUGAACCUAGAGGGAGUCAUCCAGCCUGAGAUCGGCCUGUACGCCAUGAUGUGUCUGUUUGGGGGCGCUCUCGUCAACUCUGUGCUGGUGUCGCCCAUCUUGACGCGGAAGUUAGGCGCCAAAGGGUGCGUGCUGUGCGCCUGGGUGUGUGAAACUGUGUUCAUUUGCGCACAUUUUUACGUGGAACCCUAUAUUUUGUUGCCGGUGUCGUUCUUUGCUGGAAUAGGGCAUGGCCAGGGACUGACCACGGCAGGCGUUUUCAUCACCGCCUUGGCUCUACAGUAUGUCCACGCCACGGGACAGUCCCAAGACCACGUGAUGGGACUCUUUAACGGCAUCUUCUUCACCAUCUACCUCACGUGCAGCAUUUGGAGCAACUUAAUUUCAUCGCUGGUCCUCGUGAAACCAGCGUCCGUGAAUGCGACGGAGAAGAGCAACUUGAGUGAACUUUGCGGGCCGAAGUUCUGUCCUUGGGAGGAUACAUCCGGGACCUUUAUACGUCAGCCGGACCAAAACGAGAUUUAUAUCACCCUGGGCGGUUUUCUCUGUCUUGUCGGGAGCGCUUUCGUACUGACUCUAUUUUUCGUUAAAAAGAUCAAACCAGAAUCCGUGGAGGCAGUAAGUGGGGCACGAGCGUUCUGGUCCGCCACGGGGAAUCUUCUGUUGAGGAAGAAGUUUGUUCUCUUGGUAUUGCCGUUUAUGAUGUAUUCGGCCGGAGAGGUCUUCAUCAUAGCGGAGUUCACCAAGGCAUUUGUGAGCUGCGAGCUUGGCAUAGAAUAUAACGGCUGGACAAUGAUCGCGUUUGCUGUCGGUUCCAACAUUGGGUCCAUCGUCACCGGACGUCUGGUGAAAUACGUCGGCUGGCCAGUACUGUUUGUGUUUGCCGCCUGUUGUAAUUUCGGCUGCUAUACCAGUAUGUUGGUGUUCGAUCCGUCCAUAGGAAGCAUUGAGUAUUUCUUUCUGGUGCCGUUUGUUUGUGGAGUGGCGGACUCGGUGUGGAUAUCUCAGUCUUCGGAAAACAAAGGAGACAGGAGUGGCAUGGGCAGCAGCCCACUCCACCCCUCCCCCAAAAAUAAAUAG